Molecule: messenger RNA, 1406 nt
Organism: Sus scrofa (pig)
Lineage: Eukaryota; Metazoa; Chordata; Mammalia; Artiodactyla; Suidae
Source: RefSeq, a predicted model, not a curated record
AUGCUCCGGCGCCUCUUCUCCAGCUCCCCAGACUCAAGGGGGGGAAUCCCGGGGCUGGAUCCCCACCCACCGCCCCCUGACCCUCGCCCCCGCGUUAGGCCCGGCUGGGGCGGAGCUCACAGCCCAGAUCUGGCGCCUUCUCCCGAAAAGACACAAACCCAACCCAGCCUAGCCGGGAUGAACCCCCGCCCCCGGCAUGCGGCAGCUCAGGGCCCAUCUGUGUCGACCCCCUCCUCUCCUGAACACCUGGAGCCCGCCCCCUGCCACCUGCCGUGCCUCUCCCUAGGCCUCCCGGGAUCUCUAGGACUCCUUACAGCUCCCUUCACAAGGUUUCCCCCGGAACUGCACACAGCCCCCUUCAAACUGGGCCCCCCAUCUCUUAAGAGCCCCUUUCUUCACUCAGGAAACCUUUCCUCACUCGGAAAUCCUGCCCUUUACGCGGAAGUACCCUGGUCCUUGGAGCAUGCACCGUCCCCCCUUCCCGGGGGCCCUUACCUGCUCCCGAGGGUCCCGCUUCCAUCCCAUAUACCCGUGCGGAGGUCAGGCGGCCCAGAGACUGUGGAGUCCAGUGUGAGGGGUCUAGAUACCCCGCACUCUAGCUGCUCAGGCUCCCGGGCCGGGCUCGGCUCCCCCCGCCAAGCCCGGCCGCUCGCGCCGCCACCGCCGCAGCCUCCGUUGCCGCCGCCGCCGCGGAGCCUGCAGCAGCUCCCCCUGCGAGCGCCCGGCCAGCUGCCAGUGCGCAGGCGCGACCGCCAGGCCCAGGGGGCGGACGGGAACGAGUCAAACGGGGCGCUCCGACGGCAACAAAGGCCAAUGGAGAGGGGCGGGGGCACCGGGGACCGGAGGCAGCGGCCCCUGGCGGUCACCCGUCGCCAUGCAGCCCGGCGGGAGGGCUCCGGUGGAGGCGCCGCGGCACCGCGCGGCCAAGUGCUGGGCGCUGAGACCACAGAUGUGAAAGAGACCUUGCCUACCCUGGAAGAUGUCACAUUCUCAAACUUAAGUGCAGCUACCGAGCACUACCUGCGGGACCUGGGAAGCACCUGUCUCCACUUUCUCAUCUACAGCUCACGCCUGAACUCAGUCAAUCCGCUUCUGCCCCUCACCACGCCACUUAAAACACUUUUUGUGUCUAAAUUCAAAGGAUAAUUUUCAGUCCCUAUUUCUCUGCGGCAUAUGACACUGUGCCUCUCCUUCCUUUUUGAGCCUUCCACUUGGCUUCAGCAUUUUCUGAGGUCUUCUAUUGUUUAUGUCCUCUUCAGUCUUCUUCAAGGACCCUUCCCCCCUGCUUUCAACGCAUUAAGUAACAGUGUUCAUCAUGGUUCCACACCCAGCUCUUCCUUCUCAUUCCACUUUCCACUUUCCCCUUAAAAGUGUCAUUCACUCUUAUGGCUCAACUAUCCUUCCAA